Messenger RNA from Malania oleifera, 725 nucleotides. RefSeq lists its product as uncharacterized. The transcript is spliced from 2 exons. NCBI's taxonomy places the organism in Eukaryota, Viridiplantae, Streptophyta, Magnoliopsida, Santalales, Ximeniaceae. Bases 152 to 586 code for a protein of 144 amino acids. The record is from RefSeq and is a predicted model, not a curated record.
AUAAAAUAAAUUCAGGGUGAAACGACGUCGGCUUCAUCAUCCCGAGGAAAAAGGAGGGGAUAAGGGGGUAAAUCCAAAUCUCCAACUUCAAUAGUUCAAAAUUCCAACAGAGUACCAAACCGGAGAGGGCGACAGGAGCCAUCGCAAGCCAAUGCCAAGUCGACUCGUUCUUCUUCUCUUUAUUUUUCUCUUAGCAGCAGCUAACGGCAAACCAACGCCUGGGUUUCUCUAUUCAAGAUCCAGAGGAAGAUGCACUCCCCAGUACUGGAGCGGAAGGAGGGAAGCGUGGCCGAGGAUGGUGCCGGCAGCGUCGGCGGUGUCGAAGGUGUUCGGGUCGAGGGCGUUCGAGCGGUACAGGUGGGAUCUGACGCUGAUGGAGGCGGCCACUCGAAACGACGACGUGGAGAACGCUUUCGCCAGGCUGCUGAAGCAGGCCACGGCGGCGCUGCUCAACUCCUACGCCAGAAAGGGUUUCCCGUACACCGCCUGGGAGGUGAAGACGCUGGUAAUGCAGGCUCUGGUCUCGGAAGGGGCGGCGGCUUCGCAGGCGAAACGUUUCUCGCUGGCCAACCAGGCCUGUGAUUAACAGGAAAGGACAAUUUUACUCAUUGUCUGUGUUUAAUUAUUUCUGGGUUGCGUUUCAUGUAUCGGCUUGGACUUUUCUUUUGGGGGAGCUCGGAUGCCCUUACUAGAUAACCUAAUGGAAUUGUGAGUUUCUAUUAAAA